Messenger RNA from Pocillopora meandrina, 1056 nucleotides. The record is from the annotation of a GenBank genome assembly. Lineage: Eukaryota; Metazoa; Cnidaria; Anthozoa; Scleractinia; Pocilloporidae.
AUGUCAAGUUCAUCGAAUGCGACAUAUUCCUCCAGCGGUCCCCAUGAGGACUUCGACAUUUACUACGAGAUAGACGUAGCCUCCAUCGUUGUCAUGCUGUUCUUAGCUGUUGUAACGGUUAUCAGUAAUGGGGCUUUUUUAUGGACUUUCUACAAAGAUCCACUAAAAUGUCUCCGAAAGCCGUCUGCAAUUUUCAUCUCCGGUUUGACGAGCGCUAACUUUGUGAGCGGCCUAAUUGUGGAGCCAUCUUUUGUGGCGUUCUAUUUCCGACAUUUCCUCUCGCACUCGGCGGAAUUUCUUCAGUACUUCAGUGUUGCGCAGUUGUUUGCUUUUAUGACCACAACUACCUCAUUCCUCGUUACUUUGGCACUGGCGAUAGUUCAAUACUUACUUAUCAAGUUUCCCAGCAGUUAUCAGAAAAUCGUGAGCCCUGUAUCAGCAUUUGUCGGCGUACUUUCCAUUUGGAUUUAUUCGUUAAUUUUUGGCUUGAUUCCAUUGAUGUCUACCGUCAACAGAUUUGCAUAUGUGUUGACGAACCUUGUACUUCAUAUAAUGAUACCGACUGUUUUACUUGUAAUCUUGUACAUAGCUAUUUAUUUGGAGUUUCGGAGUCGUUUUCAAGUUAACUCUGACAGAAGAAUGGAAGUACAACAAGCCUCAUUUCAACUCACAGAAUCCGAGGAACAGCGACGAAAAGCAGAAAAGGAUUUCGCCGUCGGAACGUUCAUUUUGACCUUUGUACUAAUAAUUCUUGUUUGGCCAUUUUGUGUGUCUCUGUACAUGGUGAACUGUUGUUUCACAGUGAGAACAGCUUUAGCAGUGAGAAUCGCUCAACUUUUCUUACUGUGCAAGUUUGCCGUGGAUCCGUUCCUGUUUGCUUGGCGUUUUCAAAAGUAUAGGAAGUCGUUGUUUCUAGCAAUGAGAAGUAUCUGUUUUUGUUUCAAGCCAACGUUACCGCGCGCCAUAAUUGUCAGAAAAAAUGAAAAAAACAGUCCUAAAACUGAUGAGGAUGAUGAUGAUGAAGAGGGACUCGAAGUAACUGUCGUGAGGGACUGA